CAGAGGCCUGCAGGGAGGGGACGCAAGGAGCGCAGGGGCCUAGAGGGCUCCGCGAAAACUGUGAGCCUGGCGGCCGGCGGGGAGGCGGCCGGUGUGGGCGGGCGGGAGAGGAGCCCCGUUCCCGGAGCAGGCCGACGAGGCGGCUUACGGAGCAGACAGACAGCAGGGAGGGCCACCAUGCCCCCACUGCUGCACCCCGCCUUGCCGCUGCUCCUGGGCGCCACGCUGACCUUCCGGGCGCUCCGGCGCGCGCUCAGCCGCCUGCCCCUGCCCGCGCACGUGCGCGCCGACCCCCUGCGCACCUGGCGCUGGCACAACCUGCUGGUCUCCUUCGCCCACUCCAUUGUGUCCGGGGUCUGGGCGCUGCUGUGUCUAUGGCAGACCCCCGAGAUGCUGGUGGAGAUUGAGACGGCAUGGUCGCUUUCUGGCUAUCUACUGGCUUGCUUCUCCGCAGGGUAUUUCAUCCACGACACGGUGGACAUCGUGGUUAGUCGUCAGACACGAGCUUCUUGGGAAUACCUCGUUCAUCACCUCAUGGCCCUGGGUGCCUUCUUUUCAGGCAUCUUUUGGAACAGUUUUGUUGGCGGGGGAGUCCUGACAUUGCUGGUGGAGGUCAGCAACAUAUUCCUCACCAUCCGCAUGAUGAUGAAGAUAAACAAUGCCCAGCACCUCCUCCUGUACCGGGUCAACAAGUAUGUCAACUUGGUCAUGUACUUUCUGUUCCGCCUGGCCCCUCAGGCCUACCUCACCCACUUCUUCCUGCGUUAUUUGGGCCAGAGGACCCUGGGCACCUUUCUGCUGGCUAACCUGCUCAUGCUGGACAUCAUGAUCCUCAUCUACUUUUCCCGCCUCCUCCGCUCAGACUUCUGCCCUGAGCGCGUCCCCAGCCAGCAACACAAAGACAAGUUUUUGACAGAGUGAGAGGCACAAAGCCUGCAACUUGUGGCAAGAGCAAACACAGCCAAGGGCAGCCUCACACAUGGGAUGAGAGAAGUAGCCCCAAGCCUGGGGCAUCUUCAGAGGCCGGCCUCUGCACCUACUAUUGAAAAUGCUAAUGAAGGCACUCCUCUGAAGUCCUUGUCCUUUCUUGGGCAAGGGGUGAGGGAAGCAGACAGACCGGUUGGACAUGGUCAUUGGGUGUGGGGACUGGUGCGAUGAAAGCCAGCCAGUCCACACUGCCCUGAAGUGGAUGCUAAUGAGGACUCUGUGUACUGGUUUCCUACAAAGCCCCUUCCAGAUAAAGGGAGGGAUUCUUGUCUGUACUCUUACCCCCAUGAUGGUGGCAAAUUGUAGUUGUCCUAGAACAAGGAAACUUAAUCUGGGUCACAAAUAUCUGAGCUCCCACUGUCAGGAUUAAUAAGUGUGGUGAGGUAAGAAGGCAGAGUGUUCCAACAGGGUUAAGUAGACCAAAAUCUUGCCCAAACCUUGUUAACAUAAGUGUGUGUAUACCACAGUAUGGCCUCCCCAAAGCCCAACCAGAAAUCAACAAAGAAACAUAUAUGGUGAAA
Ailuropoda melanoleuca (giant panda) is the source of this 1508-nucleotide messenger RNA. It is a transcript of the gene TLCD1, whose product is annotated as TLC domain containing 1. Gene Ontology annotation, cellular component: plasma membrane. Bases 178 to 921 code for a protein of 247 amino acids. Gene Ontology annotation, biological process: membrane assembly; phospholipid homeostasis; plasma membrane organization. The record is from RefSeq and is a predicted model, not a curated record. Lineage: Eukaryota; Metazoa; Chordata; Mammalia; Carnivora; Ursidae. The transcript is spliced from 4 exons.